Molecule: messenger RNA, 1470 nt
Organism: Diaporthe amygdali
Lineage: Eukaryota; Fungi; Ascomycota; Sordariomycetes; Diaporthales; Diaporthaceae
Exons: 1
Coding region: 1-1470 (489 amino acids)
Biological process (GO): mRNA splicing, via spliceosome
Cellular component (GO): U4/U6 x U5 tri-snRNP complex
Source: RefSeq, a predicted model, not a curated record
AUGGACAAGAACCAGAGCCCGCAAACCAAUAGCCUCGGCCCGCGUCACGAUGCCUCGUCUCGCAUCCAGAAACAAGAGUCCGCGGCCGACAGAAUGGCUGCCCUCAAGGCGCGUGUGGCUGCUGCCAUCGAUGGCAGUAAAGCCAAGGGGGGUCUUAAUGUAGGGCUUCAUCCAGCACUGGAGGAUUUGGGACAGUGGAGGCCGUCCCCUCCCACGUCGACCGACCAGAAAUCCGGCACUGCUGCGCCAGCACGGCUCCAGUCCGAACAAUCAAGGCUCUCCACGAACAAAAAGACUCCAGCCCUGCGGAAUGCGCAAGCUGCAGGCCCCGGAGAGAACCCCUAUCUACCCCCAGCGGACGCGAACGCCCCGGCGGGGAAGCAGAGGACGCCCCGCCAGCUCAUCUUUAAUCAGAAGGGCAAAUAUAUACAGCAGGCGAACGCCUUGCGAAGGCAAGCUGCCCUCGAGGCAAUGAAGAAGAGGAUCGCCGAGCAGACAAGGAAGGCAGGUAUAGAUGAGGACCUCGGCGAGAAGAAUUUUGUCGUCGAGGCCCCCCCCGAAAUCGAAUGGUGGGACGAGGCGCUGGUCUCCUCGUAUGACGUCCUGGACGACCCUUCGGCAAUCAGAAUCGGCAACGAGGACAGCAUUGUAACAAAUCUGAUACAACAUCCUGUGGCACUGGAGCCCCCCCAGGAAAAGAACACCCCGGCCCCGAAGCCCAUGUACCUCACGUCCAAAGAACAAGCCAAGCUCCGAAGGCAACGCAGAAUGGCAGAGCUCAAGGAAGAGCAGGCAAAGAUUAGACUAGGCCUUGUACCCGCUCCUCCUCCAAAGGUCAAGAAGGGCAACCUCAUGCGUGUUCUGGGCGAAGAGGCUGUCAAGGACCCAACCGCGGUCGAGGCGAUGGUCAACCAGCAGAUUGCGGAGAGACAUCACAAGCACUUGCAGACUAAUGAGGAGCGGAAGUUGACCAAGGAACAACAACACGAAAAACUCGCAGCAAACCAAGAACAGGAUGCCGCCAAGGGCCUUCACAUCCUGGUGUUCAAGAUUGGAAGCUUAGCCAACGGUCAACACCGCUUCAAGAUCCACAAAAAUGCCGAGCAGUUGGCCCUUACAGGAAUUUGCAUCAUGCAUCCAAAGUUCAACCUGGUCGUGGUAGAGGGUGGGCAAUGGAGUAUCAACAAGUACAAGAAGCUCAUGUGCAAUCGUAUUGACUGGACCGAGAACAUCCCAUCUCGAGAUCUUCAGCCAGCACAACAGAAGCAGUGGCUUAUGGCCGAAGACGAGAACGGCGCUCUCAGGGACAUGACUCUCAAUUACUGCAAGCUGGUCUUUGAAGGCGAGGUCAAGACAAGAGCUUUCAAGCGCUGGACCUCCAAGGUCGCCGAGACGGAUGGCGAAGCGCGCGAUUUUCUUGCUCGAUCGAAGAUGGAGAACUUCUGGUCCCAAGCGAGAAGCAUGGCUUAG